AUAGUAAAGAAGAGAAGCGCCUCCCUCGCCUCUCCUCCCCACGCCUCCAUCCAGCAACAGAAAGUUUCUGAGAGAUGUCCCAGACUCGGUUCCUCUGAGUACCAUGGCGGGCUUCCCAGAAGUUGCUGGCCUUUAGACACCAAAUGCAUGUGCUGCCUUGACACAGACCAUGGCAUCAAACCUGACAAAAUUCAUCCAUUCCCUGGAUCCGAGAACCCUCCCCAGGGUCCUCCAAAUCCAGUCAGGCAUCUACUUCCAAGGCUCCAUUUAUGAAAUGUUUGGAAAUGAAUGCUGCCUGCCAACCGGAGAAUUGAUUAAAGUUACUGGAUUCAAAGUUAAUAAGAUCAUUGCAAGCAUCUAUGAGAGUAAUGAAGACAACCAGUGCUCAGCCAGAAUUGAAUUGCCCCUGAAUUUUCCAGGUCUUUGUAAGAUUGUGGCUGAUAAAACUCCAUAUCUCAGCAUUGAAGAAAUCACAAGAAAGGUUUCUAUUGGGCCAACGCGACUGGGCCAUCCUUGCUUCUAUUGCAAUGAAAACAUAAAACUGGCAAAUCUCACCGUCAAACAAGGUGAGCAGAUCAUGUUCAACUCCGUGGAAGAGGUCAAUGGGACACUGACUGUGAACUGCGGAGUGGUAAGAGAUAACCAGUCUCACUCCUUUACUUUGCCAUUCUCACAAGAAGGAGAGUUCUAUGAAUGUGAAGAUGACCAUAUUUACACCCUGAAAGAGAUUGUUGAAUGGAAAAUCCCAAAAAGUAGAAACCGGAUUGUGAAAUUUACCAAUCUGUUACAUACAUGGGACUCCUCUAAUCCACUUCCUGAGAAUUUUGAUGGCUGUCUGAUUCUAGCACCAAUCUACGAAGUACAAGGAGUGAUGAAAUUUCGAAGGGAUAUAGUUCAUAUCCUCUCUGAUCUAGACAUUGAAGUCAUAGAUGUAACAGACGGUUAUGAUAUUAGCUCUUUCCUUCAGCCAUUAUCCAUGGAAGAUGUAUUUGAAAGGACAAGCAAAGAAUUUCCGAUGGUUGCUGAGGUUAUAGAAGGGCCCACAGGAAGACAGCAACCUUAUAAUUUAUUAUGUCCUGGGAAAGAAAUUGUCAUUCACAAAAAGUACCAGGCGAAAAGAAUCCUUGCAUCUGAGAUCAGAAGUGAUUCCCACAAAAAACACUUUUUAAUUCCUGCCAGCUACAAAGGAAAGUUCAAGAGAAGACCUCGGGAGUUUCUAACUGCCUAUGACCUGGAGAUAGCAAGAAGUGACAAGGAGCAGCUUCAUGUUGUAGCAACUAAAGCCUUUGAUUCUCCCCAUGCAGAAUUGUUUUCUGUUUCCGUUGGAGACCAGUUUCUAGUUCAACAGUGCCAGACCGGUGAAGUCAUAUACCAGGGAAGGAAGAAAGUGAUAGAUGUUUUGGCCUGUGAACAAAUACUAAGUGAGGCCUAUAAGAAAGUGCUUCUUCCUAUGUAUAUGGAAGGUGGCUUUGUAGAAGUGAUUCAUGACAAGAGACAGUACCAACUUUCAGAGCUUUGCAAAGAGUUCCGCUUGCCCUUUAAUGUCAAAGUGUCUGUGAGGGAUCUCUCCAUUGAGGAGGAUGUCUUGGCUGCUAUGCCUGGACUGCAGCUUGAAGAAGAAAUCACAGACUCCUACUUGCUAAUCAGCAGUGUUGGUGAUCCUGCGGACAGUUGGGAAAUUCCUGUGUAUCGUCUAAAUAUGUCUGUCCAGUUGCUCAGCAAACCUGUUGACGAAACUGUAUCCUCCCCAACUAGGACUAUUGUGGAAGAGAUCAGCGAAGAACAAUAUUACAUGGUGAGGAGAUUUGAAAACCAAGCCCUACACCCACCACCCAGACCUCCCAAAAAGCCAACAACACUGGAAUCAAAACCUCUUCUCACUGUACCAGAGCGAAGUGUGUCAGAUGCACCGCAUGCUGUGAAGAAUCUCUAUGUAGACACCACUAAGAAACCGUGCUCAGACCAAGCUACUGCUGUUUCAGAAUUACAAGUUAGUUGUCAGAAUGAUUUAGUGCACUGGAAGAAUGAGAACGACGUGACUGGGACAGCAACAUUACUGGACACCAGUGUGAUUAAAGGUCCAAUAAAAAAUAUGCUUCUGAAGUAUGGAACAGAAAAGGAACUGGAGGAGAAGCACACCUAUGAAUAUGUAGAUGAAAACGUAAUUGAAAAUAUAAGGAAAAAAUUCCAAGAAAGCAUAGUUCAUAAUAAAACGUAUCCCCUGAAGAAGAAGAGGGAAGAAACCUCUAAAAUGGAGUAAUACUGAAAUUAACCCGAAAUGACUGGAAAACUGCAUAUAUUAUGUCAUAAGAUCAUUCACAACUUAUAAGAACAAACAAAUCACGAAAGAAACACCAUCUUCCUUCUGUCUCAUGAAGAACAUCCAAAGCUGCAAUUCAACUACACCAAGCCCCUGAGAAACUAAACUACUUUCACAAUCAUGAAUAAAAAGUCAUGCACGGUACUGGUUCCCCUCGUAAAUAUUUAUUCACAAAUUCAUAUAAUUAUGCCAAUUAGGAUACAAUUUUGCAUUCUCAGUGCACCCAAAACACCCAUUGAUUUCCUAGGCCACUGUAUGGCACUUACUCCAGGCCAAUUCCUUAUUCUGAAGUGUCCUAUAAUUGCAAAUCUUUAGGGGAGAGAGGUUAAAGUAAUUCCUCAUUUAAUUAAACAAUUGCAAAUGUUCUAGGUUGAGUUUCAGGUGUGGUGUACUCAAAAUUACCAACAGACAGAUUCUGCCACCCUUUCUGGUGCUGCGUAGUGCCUUACUGUGCAAGUAGUACCUUUGCUUCACAAGUAAUCCCAUUGAAAUCAAUGCAACUGCUCACAGAGUAAAAUACUACCCAGUGGGAGUAAGGGUGGUUGAACCUGGCACAAAGUAAAUCAGAGUAUUUUGGGUUAGAUUGUGUCCAUACGGGGGAUAGGAAGGGCUGAUCUUCUCGGGUCUGAGUAGGAGCCACUAUGAAUCAUAGCCUCUUUGUUCCUCAGGAAGAGACAGUUGCUCAGUCUGGGAGUUAUUUGCUGAAAAGAGAACAAGGACGCAUGAGGAGGGGUCAAUGCAGGUGAAGUCAUGUCUCCGUCCUCCUUGUGCAUUGUGAGGAGGGAGCAUGCUGCAUUUUUAAAAAGUUAUGUAGCAAAUUAUUCUCCCAUCCACACCCAAGCAUCAGAUGGGUCAGUGCAUCUCCACACAGCCUUUCAAUGGGCUGUGCCAAACAGGAGCCAUUAGGUCUUGAUUAAUGCUCCAUCUGUUACAUACAAAUGGGUAACUGCCUGUAACAAAGAAUAUCCCAAGACAAGUGAAGUCACGGGAAAAAAAGCAUAGCAGAGUCUUCAUAUUUUUUAAAAAUUUGCUUUAAAAUGUUUUCCUUUUUUAAAAUAUUUUUGAAAAAUGAAAAAUAAGUGCUUAGACAGUUCCAUGAGAGAUGAAGGGUUUGCUGGAUGCAAAACCUACCUGAUGAGCAUAUGAGGUACAUUCAUUGGUGCCUUACCACUAUCCUUCUUAGUAUUGUGGAAAUAGCAAUUAUGGUGAGUAUUUCUGCUUAUUUAGAUGAGGAUGCUUUUAAAUCUAGCUGUGAAUGUACGAGCAGUGCUGAUACGGGAAACAUGCAUUCUGUACUCUCAUAUUACAAAGCAACGAAGCACCAAAAAUGCCUACAUCUUUUUUCUGUAAAUAUUUUUAAAGAAAAAAUCCCUACGAUAUAUAGUAUACCCUGAAUUGCUGAUAGGAAAUCCAUGGAAUGGUUAGUUAUCUCUAUGGUAAAUUCAUUUAGGAUUUCUUUCCAGUAUUUUAUAUUAAUUUAAUUAGAGUAAAUCCUUUUCCUUACUAUAACCAUUGUCUAAAUUAUUCCAAUUACUAAACAGUACUUUAGAGACUAACAAAUUUAUUGGCGCAUAAGUUUUCCUGAGCUACAGCUCACGAAAACUUAUGCUCAAAUAAAUUUGUUAGUCUCUAAGGUGCCACAAGUACUCCUUUUCUUUUUGCAUAAAUAAAUGUAGUUCAUGCUGUAUUUUACUAGGUUAUUGUGUGUGGGAUGUUGCCAUUCAGUAGGUGGUUUAGAGAUAAGGGAUCUAUUACUACCAAACUCUCCUUUAGCUCAAGUGGCAGAGGUCUGUGUUUUUGGUGCUACAAGGACAAAUAUAAUAAAGCCUGUAAUUGACUAAUUGCCUCCUAUGAGGUGUUGAGCACCCUCAAUUGUUGUGCAUGCUCAACUCAUCAUAGAAUCAAGCUGUUAUUGUGACAAUCAUAGGUUUAUUUCACAGCAGACUAUAUAUAUAUAUAUAUAUAUAUAUAUAUAUGGUGGUUUCUUUUGUAAAAAUGAAGUAUCAGUGGUAUUAGCCCUUACUGUAGCACAGGGGUCGGCAACCUUCGGCACGCGGCCUAUCAGGAUAAUCUGCUGGUAGGCCGCGAGACAUUUUGUUUACGUUGACCAUCUGCAGGCACGGUCCCCUGCAGCUCCCGGUGGCCGCGGUUCUCCAUUCCCAGCCAAUGGGAGCUGCAGGAAGCAGAGGCCAGCACGUUAAAUAAUAACAUAGUUGUCUUGUAAAUGAUUGGCAUAAUCCCUCACACAUAUUUGCUAGUUUAAAGGCUUAAUUUAUUUAUUGUUAAUGAGUGUUAAUGAGCAUUUCCUUCCACUUCACUCUCACUAAGGGCUUAUCUGCACAUGGAGUUAUUCAGAAACAGCCAUUCCUGAAUAACUCUUCAUGCAGCCACCUUUAUUCAGGAAUAGGAAUGCCUUGGGUCUGUUUCGCUUAACCCAGAAAGUGCAUUAAACUAAAUAGGGGCAGGACAGCCUUAUUCUGGAAUAAGAGUGUCCGCACGUGGAGUUAUUGUGUAGACAAGCCCCUAGUGAGACAGCAUUUCCAUGUGGAUAAUCAACAUGCACAUUUUCCAUAUGUUCCGCCUUUGUGCUUGGAGAAGAUAAGAAAAACCUUUCUCUCAGCAUUCUUCUUUAAAUGCCAAAAAGCCUUUUGUUUAAAUACAAUGUGCACCUUCUUUGUGUCAGACAAAUCCUUAUCUACAACAUUCUUGCCAAGGAGUGCUGGUGUUGAUGCUUGUUAUCUCUCCACUUAGUGCAUUUGAUGCUUUCGUUACCUCUUAUGUCUGCCCAAGUGUUAUUUUAAAUUUUUGCUUUGAUGCCGCUCUUUGCAAGUAUCUGACAUGGUGUUAAAUACUUGCAGUCUUCAAAGAGAAACCAAGUUUGCUUUCAAAGAUUAGAAGCAGGGUGUAAUGUUUGUGUUGUGCUUGGGGGGAGGGAGGUUUGGGAAUUGCUGGGCUACUGGCCUAUCUUCCAAAGCUCAGGAAGGACUAACACCAUGCCAAGAGUCUGUUCAGACCCUUCCUUCAGGGUACUGUUUCAUCUUCAAACACAAAACUCACCAACAAAUACAAAGACAAAGCAGGUGCCCAGAAGCCCUUUGUGUCUCUCUUUACCCCACUCCCCUUCACUUCCAGGGUCUGCCACAGAACAGGACUCCUUCCUGCAGCAACCCCUUCAGCUGAGCUUGUUCAGCCCUUUACAGGAAUCCCCUGACCCCUUUCCCUCCACCUGGCCCAAACGCCCAUUCUUAAAGGGGUUCUGCCUAACAAUAGGGCUGGCUGACCCCAUGUGUCUUGGCCCUUAAAGUGGGUGACCAUCCCAUUACAGGAAUACUUUUUUGUUUUCCAGUGAUAGAUUUGCCUAGUUGGCUCUUCCCCCUUGGGUUUCAUAUCUCUUCUCUAAAUGUCUCCACAGGAUACCCUUUCCUGUGUAACCCAUACUUCCUCUGAUGAGGAAAGAUGAAAAGAGUUCAAUCAAUAUGUGGAACAUGGCCAAAUGGUGACUCAGACCCUGAUCCUGCAAAGACUACUGCACAUGUUUGUCUUUAUGUCUGUGAGUUCACCUGGAUGUGGGAAUAGUCAUGGCAUGUCUGCAGCUGCCUUAGCAAGCACCUGCCAGCUCAGGCUUCGCCUCAGAUAAGCAACAGAAUUGGCCUUAGGUAUUUUUGAAAGUCUUGAAAAACAAAUCUUUGUGUCCUCCCUUUCUCAUAAACAUACCUGAUUCCCUUAUAAUCCUGCGAAGUUGUACAAGGGCAGAUUAGGAAGAGUUAGUGAGAUGAUUCUAUGCAGUACACUAUAAAUAACUGACUUCCUAAUUGCUAAUAUCUAACCUAAAUCUCCUUUGCUGCAGAUUAAGACAAUUCCUUCGUUAGAAAUGGAGAGCAAUUGAUCACAGUCUUCUUUAUAACAGCCCUUAACAUUUUUGAAAACUUUUAUAAGGUCCCACCUCAGUCUUCCUUGCUCAAGACUAAACAUGCCCAAUUUUUAAACCUUUCCUCAUAGUUCAGGUUUUCUAAAGCUUUUAUCAUUUCUGUUGCUCUUUCCUAAAGUGUGGUGCCCAGAGUUGGACACAGUACUCCACCUGGGGCCUCACCAGUGCUGACUAGAAAGGGACAAUUGGCUCCUGUGUUUAUUCAACAUUCCUGAUAAUACACCUCAGAAUGAUAUUCAUCUUUUUUGCAACUGCAUCACAUUGUUGACUCAUAUUUAAUUUGUGAUCCACUAUAACUUCCAGCUUCUGUUCAACAGUACUACCACCCUGUCAGUCCCCAUUCUAUAAUUGUGUGUUUGAUUUUUCCUUCCUAAGUGUAGUACUUUGCACUUGUCUUUAUUGACUUUCACCUUGUUGAUUUCAAACCAAUUCGUUAAGGUCGUUUUUAAUUCUAAUCCUGUCCUCCAAAGUGUUUGCAACCCCUCCCAGCUUGGUGUCUCUAAAUUUUAUAAACAUACUCUCCACUCCAUUAUCAAAGUCAUUAUUGAAAAUAUGGACUAGAAGAGGAUCCAGAUCUGACCCCUGCACAGGCUCAGUAGAUUCACCCUCCUAGUUUGACAGCAAACCAUUGAUAACUACUAUGAGUGUGGUGUUUUAACCAGUUGUACACCCACCUUACUGUAAUUUCAUUUAGACCACCUUUCCCUAGUUUGCUUAGGAGAGGAGAAAUCCUGCUACUUGUUCCUUUCAACUAUAGUAAUCAUGUUACAUCUAUUUACUUUUCAAGUCUAAUUUAGCAAGAAAAAUAGCUAGAAAUGUAGUUUUCUUUCUUUCUUUCUUUCUUUCUUUCUUUCUUUCUUUCUUUCUUUCAAAAAUGAGGUUUGCUGAGUCUGAUUCCUGACGCCAGCUUGUACAAGCUCCAUUCACUCCUAUCCCCCAGCCACCUCCUGCUCAUCAGUCGGUAUAUACCCAAACAAGUGAUAUUUACUCUUUUUUUGCACUGUUGAGGAUUGUUUGCAGAGGGAGCUGAGAAACAGUGUUAAAGAUUUCCCAUAACCACUGUGACUUCUGUCCUGCUGGAGGCUAUGGAUCAGGAAUAGGACAGUUUUAAAUACAUAUUUUAAGGGAAAUACAUUUUUAAACUAAACUUCAUACUCAAAGUAAGCCAUCUUUUGUCACAAACAUGAACACCUAACAUCAGAAAAUUCUGUAGAAAGCUAAACCCGAAAAGCAUAAUAAUGAGCCAAAUUCUGAAGUCUGCCUGACUAGUCCUUACUCAGGCAAACCUCUGUUGCCUUCACUGAUAAUUUCACCAGAGAAACCACAGACUAAAAAGGAAAUAAAGGUUUGACCCAGUAAGGAUAUCCUCCUCAAAGUAAGUCAAUGGGGCUUAAUAUGGAUGCAUAACUCAUUGCAGGAUCCGGGCCUAAGUAUUGUCAGUUCAAAUUUGUGAGCACCCAAUAAUUAUUUUUGAAAAAGAGGAAUUGUUCAACUCAGUUUUGUUUUUCAAAGUGCUGUAAUUGCUGAUUGCCAUUUACAAAUUAUUAAUUAAUGUAAUCAAUGUAUGUAAAGAAAGUUCUGGUUUU
Molecule: messenger RNA, 7834 nt
Organism: Dermochelys coriacea (leatherback sea turtle)
Lineage: Eukaryota; Metazoa; Chordata; Testudines; Dermochelyidae
Gene: THEMIS
Product: thymocyte selection associated
Exons: 8
Coding region: 170-2260 (696 amino acids)
Biological process (GO): T cell receptor signaling pathway
Source: RefSeq, a predicted model, not a curated record